AUGAAGUUCCUUCCUUUGCCCGAACUUGAGGACGUGACGAGCUCGCUGAAUUUCGACACCGCCGACUGUCAUAUCGUUGGUGGCUGUGACCUAUAUACCACCAAGGCCGCCCGAGCGGAUCGGAAGUUGUACAGGAAUAUUGAGCAAUCUUUGGAGUCCCAAUAUGAAUCCGUGCUUCGCCUGUCGGCUUCGUUGUCGCCGCCAAAUGCAUCCGACGCGGCCGCGUCGCUCAAUCUGUCCCGCUCCAGUCCCUUUGGCCCCCUGAGCGAUCACUCCAGCCGUCGAACCUUUGCAUACUUGAUCGCAACAUUAAAUGCCAGCCAUCCCGAUUAUGACUUCUCACAUGUAUUGCGCCCGUCUGAUUUCCACCGCGAGCGCAAUCUCAAGAGGGUCAUGAACACGAUCGACUCCACAUUGUUCAACUUGCGACCGCGCGAAGCCAUUGACCUGACACCCCCAUCGCCUGUGACCGUCUCUGGAUCAUACAACGCGGGUGCAUCUGCUACAUGGGGACCGAAAAUGUGGGGAGUCAUUAAUGAGCAUAUGUCGCUGAAAGAGUGCUCAUUGUAUUCCUACUCGCCGGAGGAGGAUCCGUCGGACGCCGAUGACGGAGCGAUCUGGAGUCUCCACUAUUUCUUCUUCAACCGGCUUCGCAAGCGGGUCUGCUAUCUUUAUCUCCGAGCUAUCCCGAUCCUGAGUCAUACUCCCAGUGAGGGAGUGGCUACGCCUACGACGAAGCGCACAUAUGAUGACGGAUACUUGACCCCCGAACUCAGCUCUAGCAAGCGGGCUCGCUAUUGGCUGGGCGAAGGCGUCGAGCUCGACAGUGAAAGUGACGAGGAGGAUCUUUCGAAGUCGCAUCAUGCUGGAGACGAGUACGAUCCAUAUGUGCUCAGUGACGAGGAGUUCCGAUCCCGGUCCGGUAGUAAAGGGACCGUUCGGGCGAUGAGCGAGGAAAUCGCCGACUCGAUGGAAGUCUGA
Messenger RNA from Aspergillus aculeatinus CBS 121060, 981 nucleotides. Its product is annotated as RNA polymerase III-inhibiting protein MAF1. Bases 1 to 981 code for a protein of 326 amino acids. Gene Ontology annotation, cellular component: nucleus. The transcript is spliced from 2 exons. Lineage: Eukaryota; Fungi; Ascomycota; Eurotiomycetes; Eurotiales; Aspergillaceae. Gene Ontology annotation, biological process: negative regulation of transcription by RNA polymerase III. The record is from RefSeq and is a predicted model, not a curated record. Gene Ontology annotation, molecular function: RNA polymerase III core binding.